AUGUCCGAACGAACAGACUCCAUCGACGAGGACCCAAGCCAGUCCAUUCCUAGUGACCCAAGUUCCACUCCUGACCCCAAUGAUAUAGAACCACAGGACGACCAAGCUUCGGAGAAGAGUCUGUCCCCACUGGAAGACUACAGGAGUAGCAGCCAGGAAACUCACAUCGGGGUGCCUACGCUUGAGGCCAUCACGGCUAUCAAUGAGCAAGCUAAUGGCGACAACGACGGCAAUAGCUUCGACGAAAUUGAGGACGAGGACGAGGACGAGGCCGAAAACGAAAACGAAAACGAAAACCAAGACGGAGCUGGAGGUGAAUACAACGCUCACGCCGGUCCAUCUUAUUGGGAUUUGUCUGCGUUGAUAUGGUAUGAUGAUUCUUAUGAUGACUAUGGGAGUGGGAAUGGCACCGACUAUGAGGGGGGCCAGGACCAGGAGGAUUAUCAAGAGGAGCACCAAGACGAGAGCCAAGAGCAAGAGGACAACAACGACAACCGCGAAGAUGAAGAAGACAAAGACGAGGAUGAGGAAGACGAAGACGAGGAAGAUGAAGAAGACGAAAAUGAAACCCUCAUUGAGAGCACAAGGCCUGAAGUCGGGUCACCAGAACGGCUGGCACCAGGGAACCCAAUACCAAGCCCUAAUCAACCCCCUCGCUCAACAGUAGACCAACAGCUUCCACCAUACGAUAUGGAUACACGGUCAUAUCUAAGAGUGCCGCCAUAUCCAUCUGAUACGAAUGCACGGUUACCACCACCGGGAUAUCUACCACCACCGCGACAUCUACCACCAGAGCUGCAAGGCUAUGAGCUGCCGCCGACACAUGGCCUGCCGCGAGUGCAGGGGCUGGGACAAAUGGGCGAAUCGCUCCUGAACCAGCCGCUAUAUGAUAACGAAACGUACUACGGGGCUGAAACAUCUGAAACAUUUGAUGAGGAGGAAUGGCCAGCGCAGGCCUCGGAUGCUCUGUAUGAUCCCUACCAAGACCAAGGUCAGUCUCGCAUACGUAGAUAUUCAGAUGGCGCUCCAGUAUUCUCACCACUUCCACCACCAGAAAUACCACUUCCUCCGCUGCCAGCAAACGAAUCGUUUCUGGGACAUGGGCCUGAACGGCAAUACGCAGACCAAGACCAAGACCAAGACCAACAGCAACAGCAACAGCAACAGCAAGGUCAAAAUCAAGACCAGGACCAGAACCCUAACGGGCUUCCCCAAUCGGACCAAUUCUUGAAUAAUCUGCUCCAGCAACCCCACGGGCAGCAGCACCAUCCCGAGCAAAACCAGCAACCAGGCCAAAGUCGACGCUCUGCCUCGACCGAGUACGAUGGGAAUGGGAUUACGAUUGGGGGAGGGAGCGGAAGACAGCCCUAUCCAGACCUUGUUCUGCCUUCGGUAGAAGGUCCAAAUGACCAACAUGGGGUCGGGGGCACCCAGGGUAAUCCGAUAUCUCUUAGUAGCGGUGACAGCGGAAAUCCUACAAAUAACGGAUCUCGGCCGGAGACUGCGAUAACUAUCUCAACUGGUUCGAGUGCGGGCGGGUGUCGUCCAGAUGCGUCAACCAUUUCCACUGGUUCGAGCGAGAGCGGAGGGGCUGGCCCAGCACCUGCAACAGGUGAUGGUACCUCUGGGCAAGGCCAUGAUGGGGAGGCUAAUCAGGAUAAUCAGUCUCCUCCAGAAGGUUCUACGACUGGUCAAGACCAAGACGAAGGGUCCGAUCCAGCUCCUGCGAAUGACCAAAAUGAUAGGGAAGCUGCAAGCACUGGGGGGAAUCAGGGUGAGAGCGGACAUGUCAGUCCGUUGGCUCAAGUAUCACCAGUCUAUCGGACGUCCUCAAGUGGGAUAGAUGAAGCGACGUUAGAUGAGUUGGCUGCCCGGGGGGAUCAUUACUUUGACAGCGACAGUCAAGAGCAGCAACAACAACAGCAACAAGAGCAAUCACGGCCGUACGAUCCGACAUCACCGACUUACGCAAACUAUCCGUAUAGCCCUACUCAACCUAUGAUACCGAAUACGAUUCAGGAAUCCGGGCAGGCCACAGAACCGAACACUCAAGAGAACUAUGGCCAUGGCCCUGAAGAUUACUAUGGACAGCACGUCGAGGAAGACCCUCAGCAACCGUCCCAGCGUACCCCCGGAGAACAAGCUCUUUACGAAAACCUCAUCGACGAAAACCGCCUCGAUGCACCGAUUGCACUUGCGCGGGACAUCGUGGACGUAAUGCGCGAAAUCAUCAAAUCGACCUCGAACUCACGACACUCGAGCUCUAGAUACUCCUCGCCUGUAAUAACGCCCACCCGAGAGAGGUUCGCACCUUCUAUACCAGCUCCCAUCUCCUUCAGUACUCAUUAUCAUAGGUUUUUCGAGCCAGAGCCAGGAUCUGAAGUAGAGCAGGCUGCACCAACUUCUUACUUCCCUGGCCCGCUGAGAGCAUAUACGUAUGUGCCGUCCGCACCUGGGUCUCCUGGUGUUGGGUCGGGGGGAGAGGAUGAAGCUGAGGUUGGACCUCCUCCUGUACCUGUGCAUACGCCUGUGUCUGUGCCUUCUAUAAUCGAACCUGGAAGGUUUAGCACACCAGAGAUAGACACGGAGUCUGAGCCAGAGAGGCUGCCUUCUACUCCCACUCCCAUUCCACGGCCUGUUCUUCUGAGACAGCUGGGUAUACGUGCAUCUCCUAGUGUUAGGUCCCCGAGAUCGACGACGCCUGCAUCGGAGAGGGGAAUUAACAUUCGACCAGACGAAGCAGCAGAAGAGCGAGAAGCUGAGCGUGAGCGUGAGCCUGAAGCUGAAUCUGAGCAGCCAGCGGAUGAGGAUGAGUUUGAGCCUGAACCCAAGAGCGAGAGCAGAUCAGAUACCGAGCCUACGCAGGACGAAAUAACACAAGCAAAACGAGAUUCCGAGUCCGCGCAGGUGAAAUCCGAAUCUGGAUCGGAUAUAGCACUAGAGACAAUCCCAGAGUAUGAGUCUGCGCCCGAAUCCCAACCUUCAACUCGGGCUCCAUCAGACGCUGGCUCUGAGUAUAAACCUGGCCCUGAGCAAGAUACUGAUUCUGACUCUGAAACUGAACUUGGAAAUAACCAGCAGCUGGUGGCGGAUCUAGAGCAGGAUGAACUUGAAGAUACAGGACGAGAACAGGCACAGGAGAAAGAGCUUGAUACCAAUCCCGAGUCCGGAAAACAGUCAGAAAAUGAUUCAGAAGAAGCCGAAUACCACUCAGCUCGAGAGUCAGCACCAUCUCCUUCUCCCCAUCCACCUCCACCUCCACCCCUAAGCCCUAGUCCACCACCGAGAAGAAUCACACGAGCAUAUGCACGCCGACUACAACAGGGACAGCAACCUGCAACCCAGACAAGUACAGCGGCGGAACAAGCAACGGAACAGGGACCCUCAAAAACAAAGAAAGAGAAGGGGAAGGCAAAAGCCCGGGAAUUGACACCCUCUCCACCACCACGAGGCAUAAAACGCAAAGAGUCUUCUUCCCCGUCUCCUCCCCCAAGUCCACCAAAGAGACGAGAUACACGAAGUCAGACGCUCCAGCAAGAAUCGAACAAGGCUGACUCUGGUAGUGGCAAAGGGAAAGGGAAAGGAAAGGCCACGACCAGCAAGGGCACGAAACGGCGAGCAGAAUAUGCCCCUGAGACACAGGAACCGGUGACCAAGAAAAGAAAAGCAACAGAAACAGAAGCAGAAACUGAAGCAGGUUCAGAACAGUCAACGCUCAAACUCCGUUCAAACCCUAAAGUCGCAACUCGCGCAGACGAACUACGAUUAAGCCCAUUAAUAGUGAACAACCCCCCAACCGCAAAACGCUCCGUCUACGUCUUCGGCGCAAACUCCCACGGCCAGCUAGGGCUCGGCCAUGCGGAGGCAAACGUCACGUAUCCUACGCUGAAUACGGGCCUAACAAAGGAUACUGUUGGUGUUGUAGAUAUUGCAGCUGGUGGUAACCACUGCGUUGCUCUCACAUACGAUAACCGCGUCUUGACAUGGGGCGAUAAUAGCGACGGGCAGCUGGGGAGGGAGACCCAAUCCGGAGAGGAGAAAACGCCCAUGGAGGUAGACUUUACAGCUGUCGGAUUACCCGCAGAGACGGUCUUCGUACAGGUUGCUGCGACGGACAGCGCGACGUUUGUACUCACGGAGUUCGGCGAUGUAUACGGCUGGGGGACGUUUAGGGAAACAUACACCAACGAAGCAGACGAAGAGAUCUCAAUCCUCAUCGGCUUCCGGCCCUCAGUAACAUUCCAACGCACACCCCUGCACAUCCCCGAUCUCAAAUACGUCAAGAAACUCGCAACAGGCGCACAGCACGUCCUCGCCCUAACACUCACCGAAGACGCAGACCUAAUAAAAUCCAAAUCCAGAAACAGAAGGGCAAGUACAGAUCCGAUUCCAAACAGAAUUACAAAAUCUAAACCCCUGUCCAAGUCCAACAAAUCCAAGUCCAAGACCAAGACGAAGCGCAGCACCAAAGCUAGUGCUACGCCGAAACCCGAAAACGCCGUCUUCGCCUGGGGCGCAUAUAAACGGGACCAACUCGGGCGCAGGAUCUUAGGCCGACAACGCACCGCCGCAACAGCCGGUCUGACGCCUCGUCUCGUUGCGCUCCCUGGGAAAACGAGGUGCGAUAUUGCUUCUAUCGGGGCCGGGCCGUACCACUCUUUCGCGGUGAAGGUGGACGGGUAUGUUUACGCGUGGGGGUAUAACCGGCACGGGCAGACGGGUGUUGUUGACGAUGUGAAUCUGCUUGAGGGGGAUUCCACGGUUUCUGUUCCGACGGGGUUAGAGGGGGUAGGGCUGGGGCUGGGGCUGGGAAGCCUUGAGCCGGAUAGGGAGUAUAUGCUUACUGGGGGGAGGGAUUAUAGUCUUGCAGUUACGGACGAUGGGCGGUGUUUGAGUUGGGGGUCUAUUAGGGGGGAUGUACUGGGUAUUAGGAAGGAGAUGAUGUCCGAGGAUGAUUUGCUGUUUGAUGAAGAUUCGGAGUCGCCGAGUAUCCUGACGAAGCCGACGAGUGUUUCGGGGGUUGACUCAAGGGUUGAGAAGGCUUCGGCGGGAUUGGGACAUUCGAUUUUGGUGACACAGUCAGGGACGGCGUAUGCCUGGGGCUCGAAUGGAGAGUACGAGGUGAGGCAGCCUCGUAGUGAUGGUGUGGAAUUGCCCAGCGCAAUCCAGACGAGUACGUUGAGAGGACUUAGGGUUGUUGAUGCUGCUGCGGGCAGGCGGUUUAGUGUAUUGCUUGUUGAGUAG
Messenger RNA from Aspergillus puulaauensis, 5244 nucleotides. RefSeq lists its product as uncharacterized. The record is from RefSeq and is a predicted model, not a curated record. Gene Ontology annotation, molecular function: guanyl-nucleotide exchange factor activity. The coding region runs from base 1 to 5244 and encodes 1747 amino acids. The transcript is spliced from 3 exons. Gene Ontology annotation, cellular component: cytoplasm. Lineage: Eukaryota; Fungi; Ascomycota; Eurotiomycetes; Eurotiales; Aspergillaceae.